AUGUAAACUAAAGAGAAUAAGUAAAAAUUUGCGCUCAUUUUUUUAGUUCCUCAUUAUCUACAAAAUAUAUCAAAUCAGAUGGUAUUCGUAAGUUAACUGAUCUAACUAAUUAUGAUACUAUAAAAUAAUAACAAAAAAUGUAGAUGAAGCAUUCAAUUAGCAAUUAAUAUUAAAAAAUUCUUGGCAGAUUACCGGAUGCUAAAUUUUUUAAUCCAAAAUCAGAAUCUUAUGUUUCAUAUCCUUGUUAUAAUGAAAAAUAUUUAUAAUUUCCAAAAGAGAUAUUAAACAAACUAAAAAAAAGAGUACAAUUUAUUUUAAAUUUAGACUUAAGAUGAUGAUUGUGAUACUGAUGAAGAAGUCAAAUAACAUUCUGUAAAUCACAAUGUCACAGAGAUACUCAAAUCCUUAUCUUCAAUAAAUAAAAAAUCAUACAAUUCAUCAGAUUAUUUAUGA
Molecule: messenger RNA, 453 nt
Organism: Paramecium primaurelia
Lineage: Eukaryota; Ciliophora; Oligohymenophorea; Peniculida; Parameciidae
Source: the annotation of a GenBank genome assembly